AUGCCUGCCUUGUCCUGGCGGCCGAGCGCGGCCAUCCCUCCUCCUGCCUUGCUUCUGCUGCCGCUGUUCUCGUUAGCUUGGGCGCGGAGCAACUCUCGGGGACUGGCGGGGUCCCCCCACCACGCCGCUUCUUCCCCUACGACCCCCAUCGCCAUUAUGGGCUUAAUGCCGCUGAGCGACUCCGUGGAGAAGGGCAAGAUCGGCCGGGGGGUCCUGCCGGCUAUGCAAUUGGCGAUGGAGCAGAUCCUCAACGAAUCGCUGCUCAACCCCUACUCUCUGGACCUGCGCUACUACGACACUGAGUGUGACAAUGCAAAGGGUCUUAAAGCCUUCUAUGAUGCAAUAAAAUAUGGACCUACACAUCUAAUGGUUUUUGGUGGUGUAUGUACAACUGUAACAUCCAUCAUUGCUGAAUCUUUAAUAGGAUGGAAUUUGAUCCAGCUCUCAUUUGCAGCAACAACACCAGAGUUAGCAGAUAAGAAAAAAUAUCCUUAUUUCUUCCGGACAGUGCCAUCCGAUAAUGCUGUGAACCCAGCAAUUUUAAAGUUGCUCAAGCAUUAUAAAUGGAAAAGAGUAGGAACUUUGACCCAGGAUAUACGAAGGUUUUCUGAGGUACGGAAUGAUCUAACUGGGGUUCUGUAUGGUGAAGAUAUUGAAAUAUCAGAUACAGAGAGUUUUUCUAAUGAUCCUUGUACAAGUGUCAAAAAGCUUAAGGGAAAUGAUGUUAGAAUUAUCCUUGGCCAGUUUAAUGAGGAAAUGGCAGCAAAAGUAUUCUGUUGUGCAUUUCAUGAAAAAAUGUUCGGCCCUAAGUAUCAAUGGAUAAUUCCUGGAUGGUAUCAGAGCUUUUGGUGGGAAAAAGCGAUUUCAAAGCUGAAUUCAUCACCCUGUCUUGGUAUAAACCUUCUGGGUGCAAUGGAAGGUUACAUUGGAGUGGAUUUUGAACCUCUCAGUUCCAAACAGAUAAAAACCAUAUCUGGAAGAACGCCACAGCAAUAUGAAGAGGAAUAUGAUCAAAGGCGUGGAAAUGUUGAGCCAAGUAAGUUCCAUGGCUUUGCUUAUGAUGGAAUAUGGGUAAUUGCCAAAACACUGCAGCAGGCAAUGAAGAUUCUUAAUGCCACAAACAGAAACCAAAAAAUUGAAGACUUUAACUACACCAACAAAGAACUUGGAAAGAUUUUCUUGGAUGCAAUGAAUCAAACCAGCUUCUUUGGUGUAACG
Messenger RNA from Protobothrops mucrosquamatus (brown spotted pit viper), 1218 nucleotides. RefSeq names its product gamma-aminobutyric acid type B receptor subunit 2. The record is from RefSeq and is a predicted model, not a curated record. Gene Ontology annotation, cellular component: G protein-coupled receptor heterodimeric complex; membrane. Gene Ontology annotation, molecular function: G protein-coupled GABA receptor activity. The annotation marks the transcript as partial. The transcript is spliced from 7 exons. Lineage: Eukaryota; Metazoa; Chordata; Lepidosauria; Squamata; Viperidae. Gene Ontology annotation, biological process: G protein-coupled receptor signaling pathway; gamma-aminobutyric acid signaling pathway.